AUGUUAUCAACAAGGCAAUGUGUUUCAACUUAUAGCAUGUUAUUCAGGAGAUUCUAUGCAUCCACGAGUACCUUUACACUACGUGAUUACCAAAAUGAAGCUAUAGAUUCCGUAUUGGCCGCGUUGAACCGAGGAGUCAAAAGACCAGCGGUGGUGCUUGCCACCGGAGGUGGAAAAACGGUGGUAUUUUCACAUCUUUUGCCUCAUAUAAAGCCGAACGUGUUGCUGGGAGGCUCUAAAGUACUUGUACUAGCUCACAAAGAGGAACUCAUAAAACAGGCGGCCGAUAAAAUUCAAUUUGCAAAUCCACACCUUGAAGUGUCAAUUGACAUGAGACGACUAAAGCCCACUUCUACUUCAGAUGUGAUCGUGGCAUCAGUACCGACGUUGAUACGACAGACCCGGCUUGAAAAGUACAAUCCAGACGAAUUUAAGGCGAUUAUAUUGGACGAAUGCCAUCACGCAACUGCUCGUUCAUGGAAUAAAAUUCUCCACUAUUUCAAUGCAGAUACACCAAAUCUGGAUAUAGCUGUUAUUGGCUUUACUGCUACAAUGGAACGGAGCGAUGGUCAGUCUCUUGGUGCAAUGUUUGACGAGAUAGUCUUUGAAAGAGACCUACUCACUAUGAUAAAAAAUGAAGAGUUGGUGGAUGUUCGAUUUUCCACCAUCGAUGUCGACGUCGACUUGAACUCUGUGGCUAUCAAGAACAACGACUACGACAGUGUCGACUUAUCAAGAGCGAUGAACUCAUUUGACGUGAACCUAUUAGUCGCUCGAUCUUACUCUGAGCUCAGAAAACGUUACAGUUUUGCAUCUACCUUGAUAUUUUGCGUCGAUAUAAAUCAUUGCAAAACCCUUUGUGGUGUGCUUCAAUCUCAGGGAAUCAACGCUCAAUACGUAACUGGGGAGACAGCAAAACAUGAACGGCGAGCCAUCAUAGAAGACUUCAAAAACGGCACGAUCAACGUCUUGUGCAAUGUUCAAGUUUUCACCGAGGGUACCGACAUACCCAACAUCGACUCUUUAUUCUUGGCUCGUCCCACCAAGUCGAGGCCCCUCCUUGUACAAAUGAUUGGACGAGGCCUUCGUUUGCACGGCAAUAAAUCACUCUGUCAUGUAGUUGAUAUUGCUGGAACUCGAAACACUGGAGUCACUUCCGUUCCCACGCUUUUUUCGCUCCCAUCAGAUUUCACCAUUGAUGGACGCUCGUAUGAAGAUAUGGUGAAGGCAAGGGAGGAGUAUGAAUUGGAAGCAGCCAGGUUGAGCAGAGAGGAAGCCAUUGAGAAAGAAAGAGCCCGCAGAGAAGAAGAGGUUGCAAUAUCCAGGAAGCUAGAAGAGAUAGCUACUAUGGAACACAAUCUUGAAUUAAAGUUCAAAACGUUUGAUGGGUUUCUUGAGUUAGAAGCAUCUGAAUCGAAAAAAUUUGGAGACAAUUCCAAUGUCAAUUCGGCUAUUCGCAACAAUUCUUUGGACUGGAUUAGACUCGAAUAUGAUGUUUGGGGUCACCAGCUAGACAUGGACGGUUUCUACUUGCUAGAGCGUCUGUAUACGGGAAAGAAGGAAGAACCAUACUUCUCGUUAUCUAUAAUGCGAUUUGCAUCGAGAGAGCAGAAAAUAGCAAGUAACUACAAAUGUGGGAAAUUUUCCAACAAAUCGGUCCUUGACAUAAACAAGAACCUCGAGACAAUACUCAAGCGUGCUGAAUCACUUCGCUCGCAAAUGAAAAAGACAAAUUAUUAUAUGGCUCGAAAAGGUGAUUCAAAUAUUACUAGCAACCAAGUUGAUUUUAUUUGCAAGAAACUCAAGGCAAGAGCUCGUGAUCAGUAUGCGAGCACACAGGAGGAUUAUGAAGAGAAGCUUAAGGCGGAGGUUCUGAAAUUUGACAGAACAAGGGCUACAAAUUUAAUUUUUGCAAUCAAGUAUUCACUGAAAUCCUUAUGGGUGAAUUGGGAACUUCAGCGAAUUCUUGGCUUGGGAAGCAAGGUCCGGCUGCGAAUUCGUACGAUAACAAAGCAAGCAACAAUGGCUUAG
This is a messenger RNA of Meyerozyma guilliermondii ATCC 6260, 2031 nucleotides long. Its product is annotated as double-stranded DNA-dependent ATPase. Gene Ontology annotation, molecular function: ATP binding; hydrolase activity; DNA binding. The transcript has a single exon. The record is from RefSeq and is a predicted model, not a curated record. The coding region runs from base 1 to 2031 and encodes 676 amino acids. NCBI's taxonomy places the organism in Eukaryota, Fungi, Ascomycota, Pichiomycetes, Serinales, Debaryomycetaceae.